Molecule: messenger RNA, 1719 nt
Organism: Trichechus manatus latirostris (Florida manatee)
Lineage: Eukaryota; Metazoa; Chordata; Mammalia; Sirenia; Trichechidae
Gene: TMEM71
Product: transmembrane protein 71
Exons: 11
Coding region: 727-1602 (291 amino acids)
Source: RefSeq, a predicted model, not a curated record
CGCCUCUGGUUACGGAGGCUGUUUUUGAAAGGAAACAAGAGAGGUUGUAAGGCUGACUCUCCCAAGAAUGUCACGCUUUGCUAUUCUAGGAAGCAGCCAAAGAACAAGAGGCUGCUGGAGACAAAACAACUUCUCUCUGCAAAUGCCUACACUUGGCAAUAUGUGGCGGCAUCUAUCAGAAGGUGGGAAAGACGGGGUUUCCCUUUAUUGAGAGACUUCUGCACCCGUUGACGUUCUGACGUUAUUUUCAGCCGAAGAACCGCUAAGUCCUGGAUGCCUCUGCUGACUGUCACCCCACUGGAAGCUUUGCAUUUCAGUAAUUGUCUUGCCAUUUAUCAAUUGGAAGAAGAGUCGGAACUCCCUUUGGAAGGAACAGGAUGAGCAAACUAUUUUUCAGAACAGAUAUGUUGCUUCAACGGGACUGCUAGAUAGUGUCCGUUUCUUCAGAAGUUUUUGAGCUGUAGCUUAUGUCUCUUUCAGUGUCACUAAUUCUCAAUUAAUUGUCAGUAUUCUGCUGUAGACUACACUACAAAAACAAUCCAUUACUAGCUACCAUAUUUUAAAAAAUGAGGAUAGAAGUCAUGAAUCAGAAAAGAAUUUAGUCCUACCUUCUAAAGAUUUUAGUACAGUGAUAUCUACGAAGUUUAAUAGUCAACAGAAAUUCAGUCUAUGUGAUGAAUGAAACUUUGUCAAAUUUGAACCAGCAGCCUUCCCAACACGUACAGAAUGUCUCAACUGAUGUCAACACCAGUAGCAAGUAAAUGUUCUUCUGGAUCGGAGAGAGAACAUACCGGAGAGCUGUCUCCCACAUGCAUUUUCCCAAGUUUUGCCUGUGACUUCCUGGAUGGUGACAGUUCUUUUGAAUGCUGCUUCAUAGAUCCCCUGACAGGUUCCCACUUUACCUGUCGUCGAAGUCCCAGACUCCUCACCAAUGGCUACUACAUUUGGACUGGAGACAGUUUCCUCUGUGACAAGGAUGGCAACGUAACUCUGAGCCCAUCCCAGACCAGUGUUAUGUAUAAGGAGAACUUAGUUAGAAUAUUUAGGAAAAAAAAGAGGAUCCGCCAUUCCCUUUCUUCUCUCUUCAGUCUCAGUGCCUCUAAAUCCUGGCUACAUGGAAGUAUCUUUGGUGAUGUUGACCCUUCCCCAAGAGAGGACAUCUGGUUGGAGGGGCUGAAUGCUUACCACUGCAAUGAAAAUGGAGUUGAUGUCAGCCGUUCUCUGACUGAUGACUGGACAUUGGAGGAGCCGAGCACUGAGUCACUGGACGCCUCUUCUCCCAGCCGAGAGGCAUCUCCGUCUCCCAGAGAAAUCUCCUGUGACUCAUCUUCCCAGUAUCAGCUGACGGCUUCCAAACGUUUCCAGCAGAAAGGUUUAGAUCAUCCAAAAACCAGUUUGCUACAAGAGGUCUCUUUUCAAGCCAUCCUGCUGGCUGCAUGCUUCAUCUUUUCUGCAUGUGCAAGAUGGUUUCCGGGAGGAAUGUUAGCCAGUGUCUUCACCUGCUCGGUGAUGAUGACUUUGGCUUAUGUUGUCAAGUCAUUGUUUCUCAGCAUUGCCAGCUAUUUCAAAGCCACCACCUGUGCUUGGUUUGCCAAAAUUUGACAAGCAUUUAGGAGUGCCUCGGAUGAACGUCUUCAGUCUGAAUAUCCGGAAAUUAUCCUAUUUACAGUCUACUUGGAAUCAAUUACUUUAUUGGAAGGAGUGAGCAACUGGAUAAUC